Miniopterus natalensis is the source of this 2774-nucleotide messenger RNA. RefSeq names its product fructosamine 3 kinase related protein (gene FN3KRP). The record is from RefSeq and is a predicted model, not a curated record. NCBI's taxonomy places the organism in Eukaryota, Metazoa, Chordata, Mammalia, Chiroptera, Miniopteridae.
CUGACUGGGAAUGGAACCAUAAUCUCCUGGAUCCUAGGCCUAACUCAACCGCUGAGCCAUGCCCAGCCAGGCUGUUGUACCUCUUGAUUAUUCUUAUCUGGCCUUCACAUACUUGUGUAAUUGGUUUUCUCUAGAUUUUUUUUGUAGCACUAGCCCUGACUGAUGCUUGUUUUUACCCUGGUUCAGGUCUAGAGUGGUAGUGUUCCUAGGUUUAGUUAGACACUUAGGACCAUGUCACAGUCGAUAUUUCUGUGAGGGAGCUUUGGGCUCUCAGAUCCUCCUUUACCUCUCCCUGCAUUUUAAAAAAAGUUCUAUCCCUUAUUUUACUCUUUAAAACCAGUGCUCUAGUACAAAAUACAGCCAGGGUCCAGUCGUUUUCUCUUUAUCAUCUAAAGAGAAUGCUCUAAAAAUUCUUCUUUAGCAAAAAACAAUUUAGAAGGGAGAGAGAAAUGUUGAUUUGUUGCUCCACUUACUUGUGCAUCAUUGAGUGAUUCUUGUAUAUGUCCUGACCGGGGAUCAAACCCGCAACCUUGCGUAUCGGGGUGACUCUAACCAACUGAACACCAAGCCAGGGCAGCACCCAGUCCUUAUCUUUCUCCUCAGUGACUAGCUCUUGUUAGCUACUAACUUAGUUAAUCAUGGCAGCAAGCCCACGACAUUGGUACUAUUAUUGAUCCCUUUUUACAGAUGAGGAAACUGAGGCACAGAGAGUGUAAGUAACUUGCCCAAGGUCACCGAAUUAGUAACUAUGAGAACAAGUAGAAGAAUGUCCAUGGCAGCACUGUUCGUAGUAGCCCCACACUGGAAGCCCAGCUGUCUGUCCACCAAGAGGAGACUGGAUGAACACAUAGUGGAACACUCCCACACCUGAGCUCUGUACAGCAGUGAGAAUAAACUCUGACUGUUGACGCACCAAAGUAGCAAACGCAGUAUGGAGCAGAGAAGCCAGACAUCUGCCUCUGUGUGUCUGACAAAACAAGUCGGCUGAGAACAGCAAUGACUGGGGAGAAGAGGAGCCUCUGGACGGUGAUGCCUGGUCUCUUGAUCACAGAUGUGCUGACUUUGCUAAAAGAAUGUUCGAAGGUGAGAUGGCGAGUUUGACUGCCAUCCUGAAAACAGGCACCGUGAAAGUGCCCAAACCCAUCAAGGUUCUCGAUGCCCCAGGAGGUGGUAGCAUGCUGGUGAUGGAGCAUCUGGACAUGAGAUAUCUGAGCAGUCAUGCUGCAAAGCUUGGAGCCCAGCUAGCAGAUCUGCACCUAGAGAACAGGAAGCUUGGAGAGACGCUACAGAAGGAGGCCAGCACAGUGGGGAGAGGAGGUGGGCAGGCGGAACGGCCCUUCAUAGAGCAGUUUGGGUUUGACGUGGUGACAUGCUGUGGCUAUCUGCCCCAGGUGAAUGACUGGCAGAAGGACUGGGUCGCAUUCUAUGCCCAGCAGCGCAUUCAGCCCCAGAUGGACAUGGUGGAGAAGGGGUCUGGGGACAGAGAGGCCCUCGAACUCUGGUCUGCUCUGCAGUUGAAGAUCCCGGACCUCUUCCUUGAUCUGGACAUCGUCCCAGCCCUGCUCCAUGGAGACCUCUGGGGAGGAAACGUAGCAGAAGAUUCCUCUGGGCCCAUCAUUUUUGACCCGGCUUCUUUCUAUGGCCACUCGGAAUAUGAGCUGGCAAUAGCUGGCAUGUUUGGGGGCUUUAGUAGCAACUUCUACUCUGCCUACCACAGCAAGAUCCCCAAGGCUCCCGGAUUUGAGAAGCGCCUGAAGCUGUAUCAGCUCUUCCACUAUUUGAACCACUGGAAUCAUUUUGGAUCAGGGUAUAGAGGGUCCUCCCUCAAUAUCAUGAGGAACCUCAUCAAGUGAGCUUGCUGUCCUCUGGAGGGAGGCCUGUGCGAGGAGUCUGGGGGGCUUCAGGUUCAGGUGUACCAGGUCCUAACCUGGUGCCUGUGCCCAGCCCCUCUGUUUCCUCCACAUCUUCCUCAUUAGGGGUUCACUCCCACUUCUUCCCACACCUGGAGUAGCUUCAGACCAAUCUUCCAGGCCUUGGGAAGUACGUAAUAUCUCAGAAGAAAGGUAUUGUCACCCUAAAGAUGUACAUUUCGUUAGACUUCAUAGCUCUGUAAACCACACCAGCAAUGUGAUGUGAACAGAGGGACCUGUGGAGUGUGGGCCAUGUCGAACAACGCAGCUACCCAAAGAUAGAGAAGGGAAGUGGCCAGUGCACCAGGCACUGCUGCCGAGGGCACCUUCCCACCAUCUUCUCCUGUCUCAUCUCCAGGAACGUCCCUGAAGUUCAGGGAUGCUACUCGAUGGCUGAAGCUUGGGUCCAGGCACGAAACCGUCUUACCAUUUCCAAAACUGAGCACAUUCCCUUUGCUUUCUGUGUGCCUCUGGACCAGCCACAGGCUGAGCAGGUCUGGAAAUGAUUUGGGGAGUGACCAGCCUGCCAGCUUUGGGGUAUCUGUCCUUGGUAGAUUUAGGAGCCACUGAUUUGCUUUUCUCAGCACCUCAUCUUGUGUGCCACUUCCUCAGCUUGCUGGGCUGUCAUUCCUUUGCAUCAGAUAAAACCAGCACAAGCCAGUGUUUUCCCUCCUUCAGUCUUGCGGUGCCGAGGAACAUUCAUGAAUGGCAGUGAUGCUAAUAAACCCUUUCGCAUAAACUUUCAGUGGUUUCAAUGAUGCAAGACACUGUUUCCCUCAUUUAAUCAUAACUCAGUGCUUUUCUUAGCUGUUCGUCAAGAAGCCUUUGUAAUGUGUUGUUAUAAUAAAUUGUUUCUGAAAAGAG